UGCCAGGUUGGGCGAUUUUUCGCCAAUUGGGCUAUCUUUAUGUGUCUACUGGCGACGAAAAAUAUGCUUUGGCGACCAGUCGCCGAUUGGGCUACUGUAUCAAUAAUAUCUAGGCGAUUUGGGCUAUAAUCAAAUUAUCAUUAAAAUAGGUUUUUCUGUCUCUGGAAUAGGUAAACAAUUGUGCUACUUUAUCAUAUUUUAUUAUCAAUAUUCAAUAAAGUCUGGACGUUCUAAAUCGUGUUUUCGCCGUUUUCGGAAAAAAACUUGACGCUGUGAUUGGCAGAUCAGUUCAGUAAUGGGGAAGUAUUCAAAGUACGAAAAAAAAUAUAAUAAGGAUUGGGAACUCUUACCAUGCUUUUCAGGAUGGCUUCAAAGAGCACCUGAUGAAUUCGCAGGCAAAGGAGAAGCAUAUUGCAAGUUAUGUAGGACACCAUUACGAGCACAUAAGACAGAUUUAACAAAACAUUCUUCUACUAACUGUCAUAAACAAAGAGCCAAUAGUUUAAACGUUAAAAAACAGCCUGCCUUAACAUCAUUCGGAAUUGGUAUUAAAUCAUAUAAUGACAAAAUUAGAGACCUUAAGAUAGCUCUUUUCAUCGCAACCCAUUCUGCAAUCAGAAGUGUUGACCACCUCGGUGAACUUCUAAAAGCCAUGAGCGGUACAAAUAGUUGCUUUUCAUCAUUAGAUUUGCAUAGAACUAAAUGCUCAAAACUGAUUAUAAAUGUUAUUGAACCUUGUUUUCUGACUGAGUUAAUAGAAGAUAUUGGAAGCAAUCCAUACUCCAUCAUUAUUGAUGAAUCAACGGAUAUCGGUACUAAUAAAUACAUGGCAUAUUGUGUACGCUAUUUCAGUCAUUCCACAUCAAACAUGGUAACAGAGUUCUUAGGUUUUACUGAAAUUGAAAAAGCUACUUCUGAAAUACUCAAAGAUGUAUUCAUGAAAUUCAUUGAAAAAUCAAAAUUAAAGUUGCAAAACUUAGUUGGUAUAGGAACUGACGGUGCAAGCAAUUUAUGUGGAAAAAAUAAAUCUCUUUUCACACUUUUGAGAAAUGAAGUUCCUCAUCUUCAACUAAUAAAAUGUGUAUGUCAUUCUCUUAAUAUAUGUGCUGCUAAUGCAUGCGAAGAGCUUCCAAGUAGCUUAGAGUUCUUGCUUAGAGAAUCCAGAAGUUGGUUUUCACAUAGUUCGUUACGGCAAAUGACAUAUAACAAUUUAUUCCAAGCCCUGCAUGAUGGAAAACAGCCUCCUUGCUUAAUUCAAUUAUCCACGACACGAUGGCUUUCCUGGCAUAAUUGUGUAAAAGCUGUGCUUACUCAAUGGCUACCUUUGAAAACGCAUUUCGGAAUUGUAUCUCAAAGUAAAGAAGGGUGCUAUACUUCUAGAACGUUAUCUGACAUGUUCAAUGAUGAAACUCACUUACUUUAUCUAUUGUUUUUAAAUCCAGUUUUACAUGCUGUAACUCAAGUAAAUCUUGUUUUUCAAAGUACAAACAUUGAUUUGGGUAAGGCAUAUGCAGAUUUGAAAAUGUUAAUUAUAUCUAUGGCUAAGCGCAUAUUAAAACCAAAUCAUAUAUCUAAAAUUAUUCAUAAUAGCACUGAUGGUAAAAUGAUUAGUAUUUUAGAUAUUGAACAGCUGAAAAAUGCAUUACUCUAUCCUGAUGCUCAUUUGCCUCUUACAUCUAUAGAUUUUGGAUAUAAAUUUAAAAAGCAAUCUGAUAUUAGCAUUUCAAACAAGUCAAUUAAUAGUGAACAAUUGAAUACAGUUAUGAAACGUUCAGCUAUGUUCAUUUUUUCUUUGUGUCGUGAAAUGUUAAAACGAUUCCCUCAUAAUGUGGCUGUGAUGGAAAAACUGAGAAAUUUGUCACCACAAGAAUGUUUUAACAUAACUGGAUUUAGACCAUCAUUUUCUGAACUUCCCAUUGAUCUGGCUGGUACUAAUAAUGAUACUGAUAUACUAGAAGUCCAAUGGAAUAAUUUAGGAACAUUAAGAUUUGAAGAAGUAUUCCCUGGUAAAAAUAUUAAAGAUAUUUCUCUUCUAGAGUGUUGGAUAGAAAUAUCAAAAUUAAGAAAUGCUACUGGAAAACAAAUGUUUAAAGAAUUAAGUAAUUUUGCACUUCGUGUUUUGACAUUACCAGUAUCAAAUGCAGUUGUAGAGAGGGUAUUUAGUGUGAUGAAUACGACAAAAACUAAAUUACGAAAUAGAAUGUCUAUGAACAUGUUAGUAGCAUUAAUUAGAAUAAAACUUCAUUGCAGAGUAAAAAAAAUAUGCUGUGUAAAUUUUACACCUACUAAAGACAUGUUAAAUUUAUUUAAUGAUAGUAUGUAUGAUUAUGAUUGUAAAACUCAAACAGUUGCAUCCACCAAUGACAUGACAGAUGAUAUGUUUGAAACUGUAACUCUUUUUAAUGCAGAUGAUCUUUCUAUUGAUUGACUUAUUAUUUUUAUUUUCUUUAAAUAUUUUCUUAUUUGCUU
Molecule: messenger RNA, 2469 nt
Organism: Myzus persicae (green peach aphid)
Lineage: Eukaryota; Metazoa; Arthropoda; Insecta; Hemiptera; Aphididae
Exons: 4
Coding region: 296-2428 (710 amino acids)
Molecular function (GO): protein dimerization activity
Source: RefSeq, a predicted model, not a curated record